AAAAAAAUGUUUAUUUUUAGUCCUUUUGUGCUGGUUUUGUACGGUCAAUGGGAUACACAUUUUGUGGUCCUGGCAACCCUGCCUAUAUCGGUGAACAGCGUAGUGGUGUGGAACCAACGUCUAUCGAAGGGGUGUCGGAUAAAAUAACUACACACGAAAAUAACACAACCACUAUACCUCAGUUUCGGUGGUAAACCAUUUUAAGUGCUUUCCUUCUGAGAAUACCUGCUCUCACACAGAAUGGACACGUGUAGGCAGCAUUGUUUCCCAAGUGAUCAUUAGUCCCAGGCCAGUCAGGAGGUCUGGUCCAGAGAGGUGUCCCAGUCAGGAGGUAAGGCCUAGAGAGGUGUCCCAGUCAGGAGGUAAUGCCUAGAGAGGUGUCCCAGUCAGGAGGUAAGGCCUAGAGAGGUCUCCCAUCAGGAGGUAAGGCCUAGAGAGGUCUCCCAGUCAGGAGGUAAGGCCUAGAGAGGUGUCCCAGUCAGGAGGUAAGGCCUAGAGAGGUGUCCCCGUCAGGAGGUAGGGCCCAGAGAGUUGUCCCAGUCAGGAGGUAAGGCCUAGAGAGGUGUCCCAGCCCCAGUCAGGAGGUAAGGCCCAGAGAGGUGUCUUUCCCCUUAGUCAGUCAGUAUGGCCCAGGCGGAGGCCCAGCCCAGUGGGGAUAACAGCCCCCAGCUCAUCUCCCUCCAGUCGGAGAGGUCAGAGGCAUCAGGGAACCACGCAGAGGUGGGCUCCGCCAACCGGAGGAAGAGGAGGAGGAAGGAGCCCAGACCUGAGUCCAUCAUUGUGUAUCGCUCAGACAAUGAGAGGGGGCCCGGGGAGGAGCAGGUGGGAGAGGAGGGAAGUGCUGAGAGGAGCACCGAGGAGGGGGCCAAGUUCCUCAACACACCCACCGGCGAAGGAGGCUGGAGCGACAGGAGCAUGCCCCCAGACAGCCGUUAUGUGACCUUGACCGGCACCAUCACCAGGGGGAAGAAGAAGGGUCAGGUGGUAGACAUCCACGUUACUCUAACAGAGAGAGAACUCCGGGACAUGGCCCUCUCUAAAGAACGUCUGGACGCUGAGUGUGAGAGGGGGCAGGGCUCCAAGUGUUCCUGUGGCUUGGGGUUCUUUCAGGGCCCCCAUGUGAUCCUCUGGAGCCUAUUGUGUGCUCCCCUGGUAUUCCUUAUCGCCUUCAUCACGUCGUUUUACUAUGGAACGCUCACCUGGUACAACGUGUUCCUGGUCUACAACGAGGAGAGAACAUUCUGGCACAAGAUUACCAUCUGCCCCUUCCUCAUCAUCUUCUACCCCAUGCUGAUCAUGCCCAUGGCCCUGUCCCUGGCUCUGUACUCCACCCUGGCGCAGGUCUCCUGGGUCUUUAGUGAGUGGUGGCUGUCUGUCCGCGACCUGGAGAAGGGGUUUUGUGGCUGGGCCUGUGGGAAGCUGGGGCUGGAGGACUGUUCUCCAUAUAGUAUCGUGGAGCUGCUGGACUCUGACAACUUCUCAGGGAGCAUGCAAGGGAAUAACAAGGCCCCCGACGAGGAUGCUCAGACGUCCUCUGUGUGAGACUGGGUUGUAUUCACUAGGAAGCAAACGGGUCGAAACAGGUUAGAACUACCUGAACUUAUCCGUUAAUAAGAAACACUUUUUUGCAAUGGUGUACCCACUAAUGAAUAUAACCCUGGACUGGCAUCAUGGACACAAACUGGCAUAGUUGUCAUACUUUCACAUUUUUCGAUACCAUCAAAAAAGCCGGUUAUUGUUUUAACUUACACUUCUUACUAACCUCGCAUUCUUACUGGUUGUUAUUGAAGUGAACUCUGUGUUUACUGGGCCAAUCACUAUGUUGUUAUGUUUAAAAUGGUCUUAUUUAUUUGAAUAUUCCAACCACUAGCUAGUUUAGUUGUAAGUGUUGUCAAUGGAUGUUUUGUAUCAUAGGACGGGCUAUUACAAUCUGUUUAAAUUAAAUAUACUGCAACAUGAGGGUUGCUACAAUACUGCCUAAAGUUUACUGUAUACGUCACGGAGGAUCAAACACAAGACCUAUCUAUCAAACAUAUUGAUAGAUUUCUGUUGAAAAACUGUUGCACUGAAAUCCUCGAUAUAGGACAGGCAGGAAGUUACCUUUUAAAUCUAAUGUACUGUACCCGCAUGAAGUAAAACUUGACCUUUCUCUCUUUGGGGUUGAAGAGAUUACAUUUUAAACUGUGGCAGGGUGGAAGGAACUCUGGGGCGUUCAUUCAGCAGACAAGAAUGUAGAAUUAAGAUUUGAAGGAUCUAAAAGGAUUUUGGUCAGUACCUCUGUUCUCUAUAUAAAGGUUCACCUGUGUGUGUUGUUCACUCACUCUUCACAUCAUGUUUGUUGCUCACCAUGAGAUAAACUGUAUGGAAAUAAAACCUGAAUCAUUUUCACAGUUCAACA
Messenger RNA from Oncorhynchus mykiss (rainbow trout), 2398 nucleotides. The record is from RefSeq and is a predicted model, not a curated record. Lineage: Eukaryota; Metazoa; Chordata; Actinopteri; Salmoniformes; Salmonidae.